Molecule: messenger RNA, 2534 nt
Organism: Ilex paraguariensis (yerba mate)
Lineage: Eukaryota; Viridiplantae; Streptophyta; Magnoliopsida; Aquifoliales; Aquifoliaceae
Source: the annotation of a GenBank genome assembly
CAGGAACACUCUUUUGGAAAAUGGGUUGCGCCACCACCCCAUCCAACCCUCUUUCUCUUCUGUUACUUGUCCUUUUCCUCAGUGUGUUUUGGCACCCCGUCCAAGCCCGUCCACCGUUCGCAUGCGACCCGCGAGACCCAAUGACAAAGAACUUCCCAUUUUGCCGGACAAAUUUGCCAAUACCUGAUAGAGUUAGGGACUUGAUAGGACGGUUGACAUUGCAAGAAAAGGUAGGGCUGUUGGUGAACAAAGCUGCAGAUGUGCCAAGGCUGGGGAUCAGAGGUUACGAAUGGUGGUCGGAGGCUCUUCAUGGGGUCUCCGACGUGGGUCCGGGAACCAAGUUCGGUGGUGACUUCCCCGGGGCCACCAGCUUCCCACAAGUCAUCUCCACCGCCGCUUCUUUCAAUGCAUCCUUGUGGGAGGAAAUCGGACUGGUGGUUUCCGAUGAAGCGAGAGCAAUGUAUAACGGAGGGAUGGGCGGUCUGACAUAUUGGAGCCCAAACGUGAACAUAUUUCGAGACCCAAGGUGGGGCCGGGGACAGGAGACUCCCGGUGAAGAUCCAAUUUUAGCCGCUAAAUAUGCAGCAAGCUACGUGAAAGGUCUACAGGGAAAUGCCGGUGAGCGGUUGAAGGUUGCGGCGUGUUGUAAGCAUUACACUGCGUACGAUUUGGAUAAUUGGAGUGGGGUCGAUCGAUUCCACUUUAAUGCUCAGGUAAGCAAGCAGGAUAUAGAAGACACAUUCGAUGUGCCAUUCAGAGAGUGUGUAAUGGAAGGUAAGGUGGCAAGUGUCAUGUGCUCCUACAAUCAAGUCAAUGGCAUCCCCGCCUGUGCAGACCCGAAACUCCUACGCAAUACCAUUCGUGGUGCUUGGCGUCUCAAUGGCUACAUUGUGUCGGAUUGUGAUUCGGUCGGAGUUUUCUAUGAUAAUCAACAUUAUACAUCUACACCUGAAGAAGCAGCUGCAGAUGCAAUUAAAGCAGGUUUAGAUUUGGAUUGUGGGGAUUUCCUGGGGUUACACACAGGAGAUGCUAUAAAGAAAGGGAUAUUGAAUGAGGCUGAUAUUAGUGACGCCUUAGUUAACACUGUUACCGUCCAAAUGAGACUGGGGAUGUUUGACGGAGAAACAUCAUCGCAACUUUUUGGGAACCUAGGUCCGAGGGAUGUGUGCACCCCUGCUCACCAAGAGCUAGCCCUCGAUGCUGCUCGACAAGGGGUCGUUCUUCUUAAAAAUCACGGUCCUUCACUACCUUUGUCCCCCCGACGCCACCGCACAGUUGCUGUCAUUGGGCCUAAUUCAGAUGUCACAGUUACAAUGAUCGGAAACUAUGCAGGAAUAAAAAGGUACGCCAGGACAAUUCACCAACAGGGUUGCACUAAUAUCGCUUGCACUGGUGAUCAACUCUUUGAUGGAGCCAUUGACGCUGCACAUCAAGCGGACGCAACAGUACUAGUGAUGGGACUCGACCAAUCUAUAGAGGCAGAGUUCAGAGAUAGAGCGGGACUCAUCCUACCUGGGCGCCAACAAGAGCUUGUAUCUAAGAUCGCUAUGGCCUCGAGAGGUCCAACCAUAUUGGUGUUGAUGUGUGGAGGACCUGUUGAUGUGUCAUUUGCCAAAAAUGAUCCACGGAUAUCUGCCAUUCUAUGGGUUGGAUACCCUGGCCAAGCUGGAGGAGCUGCUAUUGCUGAUGUUCUAUUUGGAGCACAUAAUCCAGGAGGGAAGCUGCCCAUGACAUGGUACCCUCAAGAGUACCUUGCUAGCGUACCUAUGACGACAAUGGAUAUGCGAUCAAACCCCUCAAAAGACUAUCCAGGCAGGACCUACCGCUUCUACAAAGGCCCGGUGGUGUACCCAUUUGGGCAUGGAAUGAGCUACACAAACUUUGUCCAUACUAUUGUUGAUGCCCCCACCACUGUCGUAGUUCCAAUUGACGGUCAUCAUCGUCCCAACACAACCAUCUCAGGCAAGGCAAUUAGAGUGACACAUGCAAAAUGUAAUGGACUCUCAAUUGCUGUACAUGUGGAUGUGAAGAAUGUGGGCUCUAAGGAUGGUUCUCACACACUGCUAGUGUUUUCAACACCGCCUGCCAGACACUGGGCACCACACAAACAAUUGGUUGCCUUUGAGAAAGUGAGUGUAGCCGCCAGGGCACAGCAACGAGUUCAUAUCAACAUUCAUGUGUGCAAGUACCUUAGUGUUGUCGAUAGAUCGGGAAUUCGAAGAAUUCCUAUGGGUGAACAUAGUCUCCAUUUUGGAAUUGUCAAGCAUUCAAUCACUCUUCAACCAGCCACGCUCGGGGUGAUUAAGUCCUAAUUUUCUCCUGACUCGUGCACUGGUAUUCUUCUUCAAAACAAAAACCUCAGCAAAAUCAAAUAAGAAAAUUUAAGGUAAACCAAUACGUUUGAGAAUGCUUCUUCCGUUGUGCUUUUCAUGGCCUAAAAAUGGCCCAAUUGUACUUCAUUUUAAGCCAUUCCUUGCGAUUGAUUGAAAACUGUGGAUUGCUUUUCCAAUGCCCCUGGGCUUAUUCUAUUAAAU